GCGCCGUCGGAAGAGCGGAGCGCGGUCUGCCUGCGGGUGCAGUACUUCCGCCUCCAGCCCCGCGUCCACGAGGAGGACAACAACCUCGGGCCACAAAGCCCGCUCGACCACGCCCCGUCGGUGAGGCUGCCCGCGGCAGACGUGAUGUUAUUGUCGGUAAAGCUCUGGCGAUUGGUCGGCAGCCCAGCGUGCCUGGACAAGGCCAAAGUCGCUGCGGGGCCUCGCUACGCCAUGGAGGGUUCGGAGAAGCCCUUCGCCAUGGCCGAGGAAAGCGGAGGCGCCAAAGUGAGUCUCAUCGUGGGGCACCGCGAGGACGACGUCGUGCAGUCGACUAGAUGCCGGCAGGUAUCCCCGAUGGAGAGCCACGGGUGCGCCCAGAAGGAUGUCGACGCGAUGAGGAAGCUCAACCAGCUUGGCAUUGGAGCAGACGGCAUUGCUGCUACCUUGGGUUUCAGCGCCGAUACUGUGAAGACGCUCAUUGACCCUCAAUACACGUGUUUCGGUUGGAACACCACUCUCUACACGCUCGUGCAAGACGCGCAGACAACCGUCAAGAUGAGCAUUCAUCUGGAGGGCAAGUGGUUCUGCCUGGGCGAGCCCUUCCUGCCCAGAGAUUUCCUCUUGGACCGUGGCUUCCGCAACAAGCGUGACAUCUUCCAGGUGGCCAACUGGCCGCACGGAGACUUGGGCGUCGAAGUAUCCAUCGAGCUCGGCGAAGCGCACCCAGUGACGACGCAGAUCGCCAUGCAGGAUUUCGAGGCGUUCGACGCGGAGGGCGACGUCCUGCCAGGCGAGGAGUGGUCACUUGGCGCUGCUCCCGAGCAGGAGAGGAAUUUGCGGCCCGGCGCGUCCGACGACAACCUCUGA
Molecule: messenger RNA, 867 nt
Organism: Prorocentrum cordatum
Lineage: Eukaryota; Dinophyceae; Prorocentrales; Prorocentraceae
Source: the annotation of a GenBank genome assembly